Molecule: messenger RNA, 1276 nt
Organism: Clupea harengus (Atlantic herring)
Lineage: Eukaryota; Metazoa; Chordata; Actinopteri; Clupeiformes; Clupeidae
Gene: c1ql1l
Product: complement component 1, q subcomponent-like 1-like
Molecular function (GO): protein binding
Source: RefSeq, a predicted model, not a curated record
CCGAGACCUGUCUCAGUCUUCCUCUCUCUUCUCCUGUAAUCCCUCGCUCCCCUUCUCUCUCUCGCUUUCUCUCUCUCUCUCACACACACAAUAACUCACUCACUCAGCACACGCUCACCUGUGAUCACUCGUCUUUUCCCAUUCACUCGGUUUUCCCGGCCGUGCAGGUUUCUCGUCGUGGUUCCUCGUCGGGUGGAGGGCGUCCCUUCACCGCCCAGCCGCUAGGCACCAUUACCCCCUCUGAGAGACCCACGCUGGCAUCCCAGCCGCUUCCGCGCCUCAGCCUGGGCAGGAAGACCCUGGUGGGGGCCGCCGUGGGUGUGAUGCUGGUCCUGAUCCUUGUGGUGCUCAUUCCCGUGCUGGUGAGCAGCGUGGGCGACGACGCCGGCCGAUACGAGAUGCUCGGCACCUGCCGCAUGGUGUGCGACCCGUACGCGGAGAAGGGCGCCGCAACCACCGGCACCGUCAGCACCAGCAUCCAGGCAGAGGCGGAGGCGCUGAGUGACCACAGCAUGGGCUCGCCGCUGCCCACCUACGCCCACGGGCUGCCGGGGAAGCCCGGUCGGCCCGGGAAGCCCGGACCCCCCGGACCGCCCGGAGAGCCUGGUCCGCCGGGUCCAAUGGGUCCGCCGGGGGAGCGCGGCGACUCGGACGCCGAUCGGACCGGGAUUUUAAUGCUGGGGGGGCGGACGGGAGGUAUCGGCACGACGACGUACUCGACAGUUCCGCGCGUGGCAUUCUACGCGGGGCUGCGGAACCCUCAGGAGGGCUACGACAUUCUGAAGUUCGACGACAUCGUCACCAACCUGGGAAGCAACUACGACGGGGCUUCUGGGAAGUUUGUGUGUAAGAUCCCCGGCACCUACUACUUCACUUACAAUGUCCUGAUGAGGGGGGGCGACGGAACCAGCAUGUGGGCUGACCUGCUCAAGAACGGACAGGUGCGGGCCAGUUCGAUCGCCCAGGACCAGGACCAGAGCUACGACUACGCCUCCAACAGCGCGGUGCUCCACCUGGACGCGGGCGACGAGGUCUUCAUCAAGCUGGACGGGGGCAAGGCCCACGGAGGCAACAGCAACAAGUACAGCACCUUCACAGGGUUCAUCCUCUUCGCCGACUAGACCAUGGUUCUGGGGGUGGGGGGGAAACGAAAAAGGGGGGCAUUGUCAAGGAAGAGGAGGACUUUUUUGGCGAGGCGGGGGGCAUGCCAGCUACAGCAUUGGUGAUGCUGGUGGGACGAUGGUGGACUUUUGGGCGAUGGGUCGAGGGGGGUGAG